Histoplasma capsulatum G186AR is the source of this 1189-nucleotide messenger RNA. Its product is annotated as bud site selection protein. Gene Ontology annotation, cellular component: nucleolus. The record is from RefSeq and is a predicted model, not a curated record. Bases 172 to 1026 code for a protein of 284 amino acids. The transcript has 2 exons. Gene Ontology annotation, molecular function: rRNA (guanine) methyltransferase activity. NCBI's taxonomy places the organism in Eukaryota, Fungi, Ascomycota, Eurotiomycetes, Onygenales, Ajellomycetaceae. Gene Ontology annotation, biological process: rRNA (guanine-N7)-methylation.
CUCAGACUAUCUAACGCCUUGAGAAUCUCAGUUGCCCCGAUAUCUAUCAAAAUUUGAAGAAAAGGAUAAUAUUACGAAGCCGAAAAGCAAAAGAAACCGUAGUAUUAUAUAUAUCCUUUUGUUCGCCAGAGUAUCCAGAAAUCGACGAUUCCGCAAACUUUCAAUUCCACAAUGUCCCGCCCAGAAGACACUCUGCCCCCAGAUCUCUUUUACAAUGACUCCGAAUCCCGCAAAUACACCACCUCCUCCCGAAUCCGCAACAUUCAAUCAGACAUGACCAACCGCGCCCUCGAACUCCUCGACCUCAAAUCUCCCUCUCUCAUCCUCGAUAUUGGCUGCGGCUCCGGUUUAUCAGGCGAAAUCCUCUCUGCCGUCUCACCUUCUGACGGUGGACCCCACACCUGGGUUGGCCUGGACAUCUCCCCCUCCAUGCUAGACAUUGCUCUUCAGAGAGAUGUAGAGGGCGACCUCUUUCUGGCAGACAUCGGCCAAGGAAUCCCGUUUCGCGCGGGUACAUUUGACGCGGCCAUUAGUAUCAGUGCCAUUCAGUGGUUGUGUAAUGCCGACUCUAGUGAUGUUAGUCCGGAGGGUCGAUUGCGCAGAUUCUUUGAUGGAUUAUACGCCAGUUUGCGUCGGGGCGCACGUGCGGUUUGCCAGUUUUACCCCAAAAAUGAUGCCCAGAGAAGUAUGAUUAGCGGCGCGGCUAUGAAGGCUGGAUUUGGUGCUGGUAUUCUUGAAGAUGACCCGGGGACGAAAAAUAGCAAGCUCUAUCUUGUGCUGACUGUUGGUGGGGGUGGUCUACAAGGCGACAUAACCGGUGUUGUGGAUGGUAUGGAUGAUGUUGAUAUUCUAGAUGCGAGGAAGAAGGCCAUGGCUGAGUCUCACGGGAAGAGAGGCGUGAACCCGGCUCAUGUCAAGGGGACCAAGGCUUGGAUCAUGCGGAAGAAGGAGCAGAUGGAACGCAAGGGCAAAAUCGUCAAGCCGAGCUCGAAGUAUACUGGUCGCAAGAGACGUAUUGCAUUUUGACCUCUUACUCUUGAUUUGUUCUAUUUACCACUGCUCGGUUUACACAUCCCCGUACUGCUAUUUCCGGGGGCUAUGGAGGUCGAUCUGCUCGCGUGGCUAUUCAACCCCCUCCUAUCAGGUACUUUGGCCGAUCACCCAGAAACUGACGACGCCAUGUGGAAAA